Molecule: messenger RNA, 9200 nt
Organism: Cornus florida
Lineage: Eukaryota; Viridiplantae; Streptophyta; Magnoliopsida; Cornales; Cornaceae
Exons: 18
Coding region: 320-8836 (2838 amino acids)
Source: RefSeq, a predicted model, not a curated record
UCAAAAAUUGAAUGUUACUUUCUCUCUCUAGAAAUUUCGCCUCUUUGGUUUUUCCUGUGAAAGAAACUUCGCUCCAUCUCAGAGAUGAAUUUUCAUAGUUGAAUGUUGCUUUCUCUCUCUGAAAUUUUGGCAUAUUUGGUUCUUAUUGUGAAAGAAACUUCUCUCCAUCUCAGGUAUGUGAACUGUCCAUUUAUGAAAUCUUCUUUCAUUUUCUUAAAUUAUUAUUUUCUUCUUUCUUUUAAUAUAUAGUAGUGAUUUUCAAUUUUUUUUUUAAAUUUUUUUUUUUUUUUUUUUAAUCUUGAUUGUUGUUCUUAUAGAGAUGGAUUUUCGUAGCAUGAAAAGAAAAGAACUUCAAGCAUUAUGCAAGAAACACAACAUUCCUGCAAAUUUAACUAAUAUGGACAUGGCCAACAAGCUCAGUUCCCUUUUAAAGGAAAAAGAGAAGCCCAUAACAAGAGGUAGGUCUUGCUUGAAGGAUAUAGGCGAAAUAGCUAGUGUAAAUGAUUCUGAUGAAAAUAGGAAACUGAAAAAAGUUAGGUUUAGUCCUGAGAAUGAGAUGAUUGAAUUUGUGGAUUUGGACCCCGAGCCCAGGGAGGCGAGGCUUGUUGCCAGGAGGAGGUCUAUGGGGAGACCUGUAAUGGAGAAGAACAAGGAUAUAGUAUUUGAAAAUGUUGAUAGUAAUGACAACAUUGUGGAUAAUGCAACCAGAAAUAGGGGGUCUCGGGCACAAAAGACGGUUGGGGAAGUUAUAAGACCAGUUCCAAUGCUUCCAAUUGAGAAGAAGAGAGCACGAAGGGGUGUGAGUGCUGAUGUUUUGGAGGCGAAAGACGUUGAUAGCAAUGUGAUGGACUUGUCUGACAAUUUAGCUUCUGAAACUGCGGCUGUUGAAGAAACUGGAGUGCCAAUGAGAAGAUCAUUGAGGAAUAGGGAGGUAGUGGUUGAGAAUGAGAAAGAAGGUGAGAUUGUAGGUCUUCGGGUUUUGAGGAAGAAUGUGACACAGGGGAAGAAGAAUGCUAAAGGCAGUAAAAAGAUUUCUGAGAAUAAAGGCCUUGCAGUAGAUAGUGAAAUUACUCAACCUGAAAAGCCCUUGACACGAUCAAAACAAAACGUGAUGAAGGUUGAGGGUAGUGAACUGUUGAAUAGGGAAUUGGGUCAAAACGAAAUGGUUAGAAGGAAAAGGAUAACCAGGUCUCGAACUGAGUGGGCGAUGGAAGAAACUGAAGUCGACGAGGUUCAGGGAGAAUCUGAAAUUGUUCUACAACUUGAAGAACCGUCAAUGCAACCUGGUCGAAAUGGUAAUAGGCGAAAAUCUGUCAUGCAUAUAAAAGAGAAAGUACUGCCUGAGGGGCCUGUGGCAGAAAAUGAGAACAGAAAGCUAAAGAGGAGUUCAUGUUCGGAAGGUGGUUCUACUGUUCAAAUUCCAACAGUAAAUGAGAAGGAUUCUCUGCCUGGUGGUCCUUUGAGGAGGUCCAGACGUAACACUUCAAGUGAGCCAGUUGUAGAAUAUGUAAGGAGGUCGAGACAAAUUGGUUCAAGGCAUGAAUCAGUUGCAGUUUCUGAUGCCUUGGAUGGAAUUACCAAUGUCUUUGUAAAGAAAACUGAAGUCAAGGUUCGAGGAGAAUCUGAAAUGGUGGUUCUGCAACAUGAAGAGCCGUUAAUGCAUCCUGGUCGAAAUAGGCAAAAAUCUGUCAUGCAUCGAAAUGAAAAAUUAGUUCCUGAGGGGCAUGUGGCAGAAAAUGAGAACAGAAAGAUAUCAAGGAAUUUAAGUUCUGAAGGUGGUUCUACUGUUGAAAUUCAAAAAGAAAACGAGAAGGAUUCUCUGCCCGGUGAUCCUUCGAGGAGGUCCAGACGUAACACUUCAAGUCAGCCCAAUGGUUCAAGUCAUGAAUUAGUUCCAGUUUCUGGUGCCUUGGAUGGAACUACCAAUGCCAUUGUAGAGAAUAAGACACGGAAGCGAAGAAGAGAUCCAAUUCUGGAAGAGGAGAUUGUUGUGACUGAAUUUGCUCCUCUUAUUGAAGAUUCUCCUAGACGGUCCAAAAGAAAUGCUGUUAAAAGUAACUUGGUCAUGCCAGGAGUUGUAGCUGGCAAAGUUGUUGGAAAGAGGAAGGCAAAGGGUAGAUCAAAAACACCAAUUGUAGAAGUGGAAGCAUCACCAUUAAAUGGGAGCGCCUUGGCCACUGAAGAACUGCCGUUGGUAGAUGCUCAGCUAGCCAUGAGUGUUGUUGUGGAAAGUGCUACUGAUCCAGUUUCAAGCAGCCGCAAACAAACUUCCAAGGAUACUACCGAAAAGAAAUCUUCUACAAAGAAGGUGGUCUGCCCUGUGACUUCUGAGCUAGAGAAAGCUCGAGACGUUAUAACAGUGAAUUCAUUUGGGACUCAAGCUUCUGAAUCUGCAAAAAUGCACAGUGAUUAUAGUCAUAAAGAAGAAGAGAGCUUUGUCAGUAAAGCAGUGGUUGUCACGGAGGAAUUUGCUCCUCUUGUUGAAGAAUCUCCUAGACGGUCCAAAAGAAAUGCUGUUAAAAGUAACUUGGUCGUGGCAGUAGUUGUAUCUGGCAAAGGUGUUGGAAAAAAGAAGGCAAAGGGUAGAUCAAAAGCACCAAUUGUAGAAGUGGAAGCAUCACCAUUAAUUGAGAGCACCUUGGCCACUGAAGAACCACCAUUGGUCGAUGCUCAGCUAGCCAUGGGUGAUGUUGUGGAAACUGUCACUGAUCCAGUUUCCAGCAGCUGCAAACAAACUUCUAAGGAUACUACUGAAAAGAAAUAUUCUACAAAGAAGGUGGUCGUGCCAGGAGUUGUACCUGGCAAAUUUGUUGGAAAAAAGAAGGCAAAGGGCAGAUCAAAAGCACCAAUCGUAGAAGUGGAAGCAUCACCAUUAAUUGAGAGAACUUUGGCCACUGAAGAACCACCAUUGGUAGAUGCUAAGCUAGCCAUGGGUGAUGUUGGGGAAAGUGCCACUGAUCCAGUUUCAAGCAGCUGCAAACAAACUUCUACGAAAUCUUCUACAAAGAAGGUGGUCUCCCCGGAAACUUCUGACCUAGAGAAUGCUAGAGACAUUACGAUAGUGAAUUCACCUGGGACUCCAGUUUCUGAAUCUGCAAAAAUGCAUAGUGAUUAUAGUCAUAAAGAAGGAGAGAGCUUUGUCAGUAAAGCAGUGGUUGUCACAGAGGAAGUAAACAUUUCAUUUGGAGUAGAUGAGGGUGAUCUGGUAUCUGAGUCCUUGGAAAGAAGUGGAAAUUUUCAUUGCAAUGACAUAGUUGAGCCACAACCAGAGGAAGUCUUGAAUUUGGUCAGUGGUGUUGCUUCUCCACAAACCAUACAUGCAGGUGGACCUGUUAGUGUCUUGGAUCUGGGGACGGAAUUGGAAACAAAUGAAAAACCAUCAAAAGUCAGACAUUCACGCCCAAGUUUCACUGUGCCCAAAUAUGGGUUUGAAGUUGAGAAAGCCACUCCUCAUGAGGAGCAGAACUUGAAACUUGAAGCUGGUGAUAGUUUUGGUGGACCAGUUAGACAUGAGAUGGUUCUUGGGGGCCGUUUAACUGAAUCUGAUGAGACUGGUGGUUCCAAGAAAAGCUCUGAAAUUGCCUCCAAGGAAGCUGGAGACGUUACAGUCAUUGAUUCUUCUGAUGGGACGGGAAUCACCCCUGUAAAUGGGGUUGAGAAAUCUGCAGACACUGCAGAGGAAAUGACAGUAACGUCUCCAGCUUUAAAUGCUGGAUUGUCAGAUGAAGAAGUUCCAGAAAGUGCCAGCGGUCUAGUCUUCAGCAGCAGCAAUAAAGUUUUCAAUGAUACUAAUAAGAGAAAGGGGUCAACAAGGCAUGGUUCUAAUGAGGUUUGCACUAGAAGUCCCCAUUUAGAGGGGGUCAGAGAUCCAUCUGUGGUGAAACCAGAGGGGACUGCAGCUUCAAAUUCUUUGAAAUUGCAGAGUGAUCCUGCAGAGCAAGAAAUGAAUGAUUCUGUCAGUGAAUUUUUUGUUGUUGCAGAAAAGGAAAAUGUUGCAGUGGUUGUUGGUGAUGACAAUCUGCUUCAGAGUGAUACAGGUAAGGGCAGUGAGUAUGAUUUGGUUUCUCCGCCCCAUAACAUAAGUGAGGAUUUUAACUGCACUACUUUAGUUGACCUAGAAAGUGCCUCUGAGAAAGCUACAGAAAUUAAGUCACUUGAUCUCUCUGACGGAGGAAGAGUGACGCCAAUUAUGGUAGGAGGCAAUGUAGAAGAUGGGUUACAGGAAACGAUGUCAGUUUCCCAUGUGAUGCCUGCUGAAAAUGCUGCAGAAAAUGUUACAGAAGUCCAAUUGACAAGUGUCUACUUUUUUCCUGGAAAGCCUUCUUGCAAUUUUAUUGUUGGCCCAGAAGAUCAAGCUUGCUGCAUUGGGGAUGAAGUGACGCACUCUACUGGGGAUGUCCUCUCAAUUGACAAUGAUGCACGAAAGCAAGAUGUGACUCAGGCUAAAGUUCUGUCAAAUGUACAAAUUGAAGAAUUCCCAACAGAUAUGGAGAAUAAGUCUGAAGAGUCAUCAUACUUGAAAAAAGCAAUGCAAUAUGUUGAUAAGGAGAGAAAUUAUGAGGACUUGGAGGGAAAUCUAUUCAUGGAAGAAAUUUAUAGUCAAGAGGCAAUUGAUGAAUCAUCAAUUGAAAUGGAAAAUAAGCUUAAAGAGGCAUCACACGUUAAAAAAGCAUUGCAAGCUAUUGAUGGAGAGACUUCGUGUGAGAAAUUAGAGGGAAAUCCAUCUAUGUAUGACAAUCCUAUCUCUAUUUCAAAUGAGCUAGAUGGUCAACUUGCCAAGGAGAAUGAAAAUGAAGGCUUAGUGAGAAACUGUAUUCAUGUUUCUGAGGAAAUUAGAGAAGGAAGUACGAGGGGAUUUACCGAUGGAGAGAGAACAAGUCUGAUUAUCUCAGAGGAGAGGGAUACUGAUAAAAUAGAAGAUACUCUCACACCUAUAGUAAUUCCAAAAUAUUCUGGCAAUGAUGGAAGCAUGUCCUCUUAUGACCGCACUCCCCUAAAGGAUGACAGAAGCGAAGAAGGUGAUGGACUCAAACGUCUGUUUGCCACUCCAGCUGGAAUAUUUGAUGUAAUGGUGCCCAGGGGUUUGCCUCUAGAAGUUGUAGGAACAGUGGAAAGUGAACAUGAAAAAGCAGCAUCUACAUCAAAUGCAUUAUCAAUUUCCGAUGAAGAGUUUAUUGAUGAAGGUUCCAAUGAGAAAGCAGAUGUUUUUGACUGCACUCCCCUAAAGGAUGACGGGAGGGAAGAAGGUGAUGGACUCAAAACUCUGUUUGCCACUCCAGCUAUUGAUAGAAAUUCCAAUGAAGAAGCUUCUAGCCAUGAAAGUGGGACGGUUGAUGUAAUGAUGCACAAGGGUUUGCCUCGAGAAGUUGUAGGAACAAUGGAAAGUGAACAUGAAAAAACAGCCGCUUCUAAGUCAAAUGCACUACCGAGUUCCGAUGAAGAGUUUAUUGAUGAAGGCUUUAAUGAAAAAUCAGAUGUUUAUGACCGCACUCCCCUAAAGGACGACGGAAGGGAAGAAGGUGAUGGACUCGAAACUCUGUUUGCCACUCCAGCUCAUGAUAGAAAUUCCAAUGAAGAAGCUUCUAGCCAUGAAACUGGAACGGUAGAUGUAACGAUGCCUAAAGGUUUACCUCGAGAAGUUGUAGGAACGAUGGAAAGUGAACAGGAAAAAUCAGCAGCAUCCAAGUCAAAUGCACAACCAAUUUCCAAUGAAGAGUUUAUUGAUGAAGGCUUUUAUGAAAAAGCAGAUGCCAACCACACUCCCCUAAAGGUUGACAGAAGGGAAGAAGGAGAUGGGCUCAAAACUCUGUUUGCCGCUCCAGCUAAUGAUAGAAAUUCCAAUGAAGAAGCUUCUAGCCAUGAAACUGGAACAGUUGAUGUAAUGAUGCACAAGGGUUUGCCUCAAGAAGUUGUAGGAACAAUGGAAACUGAACAUGAAAAAUCAGCAGCAUCUAAGUCAAAUGCACUACCUAUUUCUGAUGAAGAGUUUAUUGAUGAAGGCUUUAAUGAAAAAACAGAUGUUUAUGACCGCACUCCCCUAAAGGAUGACAGAAGGGAAGAAGGUGAUGGACUCAAAACUCUGUUUGCCACUCCAGCUCAUGAUAGAAAUUCCAAUGAAGAAGCUUCUACCCAUGAAACUGGGACAGUUGAUGUAAUGCUGGCCAAGGGUUUGCCUCGAGAAAUUGUAGGAACAAUGGAAAGUGAACAUGAAAAAUCAACAGCAUCUAAGUCGAAUGCAUUAUCAAUUUCUGUUGAAGAGUUUAUUGAUGAAGGCUCGAAUGAAAAAGCAGACGUCGAAUUCAUACCUAAUUAUGUUUCAGAAUACAAAGUCUCUGGUACUAGCAAUAAAGAAAUGCUCUGCAUCAAGCAUAACCUUUCAACUGAUAAUGACAUGCCACACCAAGAUGUGCCUUCUAUUAAGUACGCCACUGGAACAAAGGCUAAGGUUGAUGCUAAAAGCACAGAAGGAGAUUCUGAUGUUCAAUGUGAUGAUCUUGUCAAUGAGGAAGAAAAUGCAGAGUUUCCGCCAGAGGUUGCUUCUCCUGAACCUUGUGAUUGUGAGGAUGGGCUUGCACAGGUAAUUGGCAGUAGCGGUGCAAGUUUGGCUGAGACCAUGUUCACAGAAAGUGAAGCUUCUGAUGAGAAAUUGACUGCUGAUCUUUCUAAGAGCAGUUCCAAAUGUUUUGAAGGAACCACAAUGAAGAAAGAGAAAGAGAAUGAAGAAACUAUGUCAUCAUUUGGUCGACUGGGGCUUGUUAAGGUUGCUACAGAUCAUGGGGAUAAGUUUGCAAAGUGGAACAUUAAUUCUCUAGGUGCUUUAUAUGAGGUAUCAGAAAAAAUUGCAAAAGAAGAACUGAUAUUGGCUGAUGCAGAAGCUGAUAUGGAUCGUAAUGACAGUGAGGGUGUCUCAAUGGGGGUUAAGAAUAGGAAUAUGCCAGAACCUGAUGGAGUUGAAUGUGGUGAACUUGACAUUUUCAAUGAUGAGGGGAUUUCGGCACUGGACAAAAGCACUCUUGCUUCAGUUAAGCAAACAGAUAGAAAAGGAGAUGUACGUUUAGCAGAGUUUUCUGAUGUAUUUGAGGAGACAAUGCCACAAGUUGAUGAAAUGAAGUUGGGUGAUUGUUCUGGUCACAAAAUGGAGAUAGUUCAGGAGCUGGACAAAAGUGAAGACGGUGAGGAUUCACAGGAAUUAUUAGCAGAUGAUGUUACUGGGACCAUGUUGCAAGUUGAUGAAGUGAAGCAUGGUGAUCUUGGCAGUCAGAAAGAUGUUGCAACAAAGGAAGGGAGUUUGGACGUCAAGGAUAGGAGCUCUGACGCAGUAAAGAAAACAGAUGUUCCUAUUGGGUAUUUUGAUCUUAAUUUGGAGCACGAGAAAGUUUCAACAAAUGUUUCAAAUUCUGACGGAGAGAAGAAUGAUUCUCACUUAUUCGAAGGAGACAUGAGCAUUGCUGAAGGAAAGAAGAUCAAUGAAGUUGUUUCAGAAGACCAACUCAAUGAUGCCCAUGGGUUUGCAGUUUCCCCUAUUGCAUCCAUUUUUGUUGACGAGGACAAAGGCAACAUGCACAACACUCCUACUGUUAUGGACGGUGAGGAUUCACGGGAAUUAUCAGCAGAUGAUUGUAUGAGAGUCAAUAAUGUUUCAGAUGAUUCGAAGGAUGGAUCCCACAUAGAAGACAAUGUCAAAAGUUUCCUAGAAGUUUCUAAAGAGCAUCCAGUGAAUAAUGAAGAUGCACUUGUUGAUGAUGCUUCCUUGGGUGGUUUUGGUUGUCUGACACCAAAUAAGCUUUUAUGUGGAGAUGAAAGUAAAAGCAUAGCUGAGGAGACUAAGGAAGCUAGUGGUUCUUUGCACAACAAUGUUGACAUGGUUCCCUGUGCUGGUGAUUCCAAUGAGUCUGCAGAACAAAACUUUUUUGUCAAUUCUGUAUCAGCACCUGCAGGAAAUAGUAACACUGCUGCCAUUCCAUCAUUCAAAUGUUCUGUUAAUCAUGGAACAACUGAACAGGGAGCCUCUGGUUUUAAUGUUGAAUCCUGCACGUUCAGCAGUUGGGAGAUGAAUUUAUUUUCAGGAGACGAUGAUGUAUUUGAGAAAUUGUAUGGAGACACCUCAGAAACCAAUUAUAUAUGUGAAGGUAGUGAGAAUGCCAGAGAGGUGAAAGAAAAUGCAACUAUUAUGCUUGCGGAAGAGCAACCUGGCAAUAGUGAGUACCACAUGGAGGAAAAGUUUGAAGAGUCUAGUGACAGUUUUCUUGCUUCUUUUAAGGAGUUAAAUGAUGUGGUUGUUACCACGAAAGAGUACAAUUAUUCUGAAUAUAUUGAGAAAGAAGAAUCUAGUGUUGCUAUGCAUGAUAUGAUUUUGACAGAUAUUGCCAAUAUGAAUGGUUGUGAACGUGCUGCUUCCGUCGAGCCCAGGGCUGAAGGUGACUCUAACUAUUCAGUUGUAGAAAAUCCAGCCCACACUGAAUGUGGAGAAAGGGGAGAAGAAAUAGAGCCAAUUGAAGAUGUUCUAAAAUCAAACUCAAGAAUGGUAGAUCAACUGCAUUCAUUCACUGAUUCAGCUGUUGAUGGAGGCUUUCCAGCAGUGUCGGCUCGGGGGAAAAUUUCAGUUGCAGAAAUGGAGAAGGACAACAGUUUGUCUGCUAAGCAGAUUAAUUCCACGGCAAAGAAAUGGAAGGAUGCUAGAGCUAGUUUGAUUCAAGGUACGCCCAAGAAGCUUAUCACGACACUUGAUAUGAAAGAGAAUGCUGCACCAAGCAUCAAGAGAGAGCAAACGAGCAAUGCAACAAUGGUAAAAUCAGUUACGAAGAGGCGUGCCUUGGAGGAUCUUCGAAGGAAAUAAUGAUGUUAGGUCAUGCUCGUUAAUCGUUUUUUUGAAGAUUUGACGAGGGAAGCUCUCACAAGAAAGUACACUGACUGCUGUGAUUAUUAUGCAAGCAUAUCUCAUGCAAAAACAUGUGAAACAGUGGUACCAAUUUUUUUUUUUUGGGGGGAUUUUGUUUAGAUUUCUGUCAUCUAAUCUAUUUGAUGGUUGUUGUGAAUGGAAUUAAUGUAUUGUAAAACACCUAAUUUUUGUUAUUAGCUGGACGUCGAAGUGUAUUUGUGUAUGAUGACAUUUUCACUUGGAAAGCUUGACAUUGUUAUUUAGAAUUGUGGGAAUGUUUGCACUUUGCAGUGAUUAAGCUAUGAUUAUUGAACAGGAAAGU